This is a messenger RNA of Pelodiscus sinensis (Chinese soft-shelled turtle), 2048 nucleotides long. It is a transcript of the gene EIF5, whose product is annotated as eukaryotic translation initiation factor 5. The record is from RefSeq and is a predicted model, not a curated record. Gene Ontology annotation, molecular function: translation initiation factor activity; GDP-dissociation inhibitor activity; eukaryotic initiation factor eIF2 binding. Lineage: Eukaryota; Metazoa; Chordata; Testudines; Trionychidae. Gene Ontology annotation, biological process: formation of cytoplasmic translation initiation complex; translational initiation. Gene Ontology annotation, cellular component: cytosol.
GGCUUCAGCGGCGUCCGCCCCUCCCCUUCCCAGGUGCCGCCGUUCACGGUGCCCCUUGUGUCUCCCCCGCAGAUUGACUGGCGCCGCCGCCGCCGCCGCUGCUGCUGAUUCCGCCCGCCCCAGGACGCUCGGAUCCGGCGGCUGCGGCGCCCGCCUCCUCUCCGCCCCGAUAUAAGCGCCCAUCGGUCCCGUUCUCCUUAAAGACUCGGCUUCGUCGCAGCCCGGGGCGAGCAGCGUUGGGUUUAUGUCUUUAUUGGACGAAAACGAGCUGUUGCGCAGCCAUUGGUACCUGUAUUGGGGGAACAUAGCAUACAAGCAAGAACCUUACAGCCUCAGUGGCAAAAACUUUUUCAUGUCAGAGACCGAGAACUCUUGCAGUCGUUUAUGUCAUCCCGUCUUCUCCAGACAGAAGAUACCAAAAAGCUGCAAUCAAAGAUCUCUUCAUCUUAUUGAUAAAGCUACUAAUAAGACAAAAUGUCUGUCAAUGUCAACCGCAGUGUUUCAGAUCAGUUCUAUCGCUACAAAAUGCCCCGUCUGAUUGCAAAGGUUGAGGGCAAAGGAAAUGGAAUAAAGACAGUUAUAGUCAACAUGGUUGACGUUGCAAAGGCGCUUAAUCGGCCUCCAACGUAUCCCACCAAAUUUUUUGGUUGUGAGCUGGGGGCACAGACCCAGUUUGAUGUUAAGAAUGACCGUUACAUUGUCAAUGGAUCUCAUGAGGCGAAUAAGCUGCAAGACAUGUUGGAUGGAUUCAUUAAAAAAUUUGUUCUCUGUCCUGAGUGUGAGAAUCCUGAAACUGAUCUGCAUGUCAAUCCCAAGAAACAAACUAUAGGUAACUCUUGUAAAGCCUGUGGCUAUCGAGGCAUGCUUGACACAAACCAUAAACUCUGCACGUUCAUUCUCAAAAACCCCCCUGAGGAUGCUAGUACAGGAAAGAAAGAAAAGGACAAGAAGAACAGAAAAGGCAAGGAUAAAGAGAAUGGUUCUGUGUCUAGCAACGAGACACCACUGCCACCACCACCAGAUGAACUUGACCCUCCUCGUGCAGUGGAGGAUGAUGACGAUGACUGGGGUGAAGACACAACAGAAGAAGCCCAGAGACGCAGAAUGGAUGAAAUCAGUGAACAUGCAAAGAACCUCACACUUAGUGAUGACCUGGAAAGAACAAUAGAAGAGAGAGUCAACAUAUUAUUUGACUUUGUUAAGAAAAAGAAGGAAGAAGGUGUCAUUGAGACUUCUGACAAAGAUAUUGUAGCAGAAGCGGAGAGACUGGAUGUGAAGGCUAUGGGCCCUCUAGUUUUAACUGAAGUCCUCUUCGAUGAGAGGAUUCGAGAACAGAUAAAGAGAUACAGACGCCACUUCCUACGUUUCUGCCACAACAACAAGAAAGCUCAGAGAUACCUUCUUCAUGGCUUGGAGUGUGUGGUUGCCAUGCAUCAAUCUCAGCUUAUUUCUAAAAUUCCACAUAUCCUGAAGGAAAUGUAUGAUGCAGAUCUUCUGGAAGAAGAGGUCAUCCUUAGCUGGGCAGAAAAGGCCUCUAAGAAAUAUGUCUCAAAGGAGCUUGCUAAAGAAAUCCGCAGCAAAGCAGAACCCUUCAUCAAAUGGCUGAAGGAAGCUGAGGAAGAAUCAUCUGGUAAUGAAGAAGAGGAUGAAGAUGAAAAUAUUGAGGUGGUGUAUUCCAAGACUGCCAGUGUACCUAAAGUUGAAACUGUGAAGCCUGUAAAGAAGGAUGAUGACCUAGAUAUUGAUGCCAUUUAAAAAUGAUGCAACCUUGCUUGCAGUGUAUACGGCAAACUGCUCUGCAUUUUCUUCCAGAAGUGCAACAUGUAUGUGCACAAGUUGAAAUGGCUUAACAUCAUGCUACUUUAGUACUCAAUUGUCUUUUACUGUGACUGGUUUUGUGUAAACUAUAAGCCAAACACCAAGGAGUCCAUACACAUCAGUGAACUGAUCUAGUUUGUUAAUGGCAUGUUUCUUUUUAAACUUGUGUGGGACACAUACUUGGAGCACAUUUAUACAGCUGUGGGAAUAAAGGAUUUGGUUUUGGUCAA